Molecule: messenger RNA, 1314 nt
Organism: Ambispora leptoticha
Lineage: Eukaryota; Fungi; Glomeromycota; Glomeromycetes; Archaeosporales; Ambisporaceae
Source: the annotation of a GenBank genome assembly
AUGGCGGCAUUAUUGAAUAGGCGAAUGAUGUGGAAAAUUUUUAUUAACCGGAACAUCACGGACACGAACGUUGGACAAUCAUAUGUCUUGGACACAUGGCGGAUGCGGGACGUUGGACAAUGUCCCAAAAUGUCCACGUCCGCCCGGACAUCGAAAAUAUAUAACACUGCGAUGCAUGUGGGAGGAGUAUUAGAUGAUGACACUAGUAUUUCAACUGAUUUUUUUACACUUGAAAUAUCAGAUAUGAAUUCUUUAAAUUUUGCGCAGCAAAACAUCAAUAAUUCUCCCAAGGUAGCUUUUGUAACUUCAGUGAUAAAUGAUAAUGAUUCUACAAUUCGCGUAUUUGGAAGCCCUGAUAACAAAAUGUUGUAUGAAGGCUCUCUUUUUAAUAUAACGAGUAAAUCAUCAUUUUGGAAAGGUCCAUCAACAUUCAAUAAUCCACAAGCAAGAAUUAUGAAUGCUAUAGCCGAUUCAUUUGGGAAUAUUUUCAUUUUUGGUAGAUUUACUCAAAUAACAAUUCCUCCUUCCCAAACGACAAUUCCUCCUUCACAACAAACAUCACACCUUCAGAAACGUAUGGAUUCAUCCACUCAGCAACAGUUCCCUCAAACUCAUGUAAUGCUCAUUUAUAAUUUAAGUACGGACGAUUGGAGCUCCAUUGACGAUGACCAAUCUGAAUUACCAGCUUCUGAUUUUACUGCUACAUACAUACAAGACUCCAAUUCCAUAAUAUACAUAGGCGGUAAAUUUAUAAAUGGAACAAUAAUAACAAUGAAUCAGAUCUGGACAUACAAUAUUUCGGAUAAGAGCUUGACACCAAAAUUGGCUACUGAUACAAAUAACAUAGUCGGUCGAUAUGGACAUUCAGCAUGCUUAGUGCAAAAUAAAAUCAUCAUUUACGGCGGAAAAUCAGAUGAACCUCUUGAUCCUAGCAAUGCUUUAGUAAUUCUGGAGAUAAAUGGUGACAAUUACAUUCUGACGAUUGCACCACAAGCUAAUGUACUUACCGCUAUUCCUUACUACCAUACGGCAACAAUUAUCGACGAUACUUAUAUGGUCGUAGCAUUCGGGAAAGAUGGCAAAAGUGAUAAAUUAACAUCGAAUACAAAUUUUAUUUCGAUCCUUAAGAUAGUCGGAGAUGAAUAUACAUGGAAAAUAUAUUCCCCAAAAAAAGGAGCAAAUAUUGGCGUUAUAGUAGGUGGUGUCGUAGGAGGAAUUUUAGGGGUUUUUAUUUUAGGCUUCUUCAGCAAUAAGUCCUCUAAUGGAAAAUAUUUGAAGGAUAAUAGCGGUGUCAAUGAGCCAUGCGAACAAUAA